UUGGGGACGGGAGUGAUAUUUCUGGAUUCAUAUGGAUACUACGGCAUCUGAAAUACAGCCAUCCAUUCACGUUUCUCUGCAUUCGCAGCCUCUUUGUUGCUCAAAAUUUCGUCUAUAUGUUCUCUUUGUCUUUUUUCCAGCUCUUCUUGGUGACGAUAAUGAUAAGUGUGUCGUUUUGCUUUUACGCUAUCCAACGUUCUUUAAAGAAUGCAGUCGAAAAGGACAACAUUAAGCUGGUGAGAUCUGUAAUGAGUGACCACACGGCAGUAGGUGAUGCAGUUUCCGAACUGGACAACAUUUUGUGCUUUCCAAGUCCCAUAUUGUUCAUAUACUUCCUACUGUGCAUACUCGUGGGCAUAUCGGUGUUCACUGGCGGUAUCGGGGAACCCGGCGCGAUUGAAGUUUUCGGAGUUGCGACUGCCACUGUUAUCGUUAUGACAACAUGCUUUGUCACCGUCACCAACCAGGCCGAGGCUGUGGUACCAGUGUUGUUGAAAUUUCUCCGCACCGUUGAUGAUUGCAAGGAGCAUUACCGGUUGUCCUUUUACAUUACCAGUCUCCAGACAAACCGAGUAGGAUUCACGUUCGGAAAGUUUUUUACUAUAGACCGGACAUUUGUCAUAUCGCUUACUGGUGCCCUUAUCACGUACGCAUUGAUAAUGUGGGAACUGGGUGAUAAAGGGGAGUCAAUGGAAUCUCUAUCAGAUUGUGCAGUUCUUUGGAAGAAAUGUGGAAACUUCUCGUUCGGUUCAACAUAA
This is a messenger RNA of Paramacrobiotus metropolitanus, 758 nucleotides long. RefSeq lists its product as uncharacterized. The record is from RefSeq and is a predicted model, not a curated record. Gene Ontology annotation, cellular component: membrane. The transcript is spliced from 3 exons. Lineage: Eukaryota; Metazoa; Tardigrada; Eutardigrada; Parachela; Macrobiotidae. Bases 117 to 758 code for a protein of 213 amino acids. Gene Ontology annotation, biological process: sensory perception of taste.